CACUCUCCGGACACCGAAGUCCAAAUCCCGGAUGUAGACCGCUUACAAAUAGCUGAGGCCUAGAUCAUUGGACCAAACUCGUGCGGGGCAUUUUUCUAGUUUGUGAUUUUUCAUGCUGAAACUGAAGAUAAAGCGUCCCGUCCGUCUCUUUUACUCAUAUUCAUGUGGAUUGUUAUCAAACAGACAAGCUGGGCAACCAGUAACACCAGACUCGUGCAUUUCGCUAAUCAAAAACUCCAAUUUUCUUCUUACCCUCAAAACCAUACACGCUUCAAUGCUCCGAUCACAUCUUCACUUGAACAUCUUCUUCUUCACGAGCCUUAUAAACCAAUACACCUUACUUGGCUCCAUUUCUUACGCUUACUCUCUCUUCUCUAUCGCCAACUCCAUUGAUAUUUUCCUCUGGAAUGUCAUCAUUCGUGGACUUGUUGAUCAUGCUCACUACCGUGAAUGUCUUCUUCUAUAUCGCCGGAUGAUAAAACUGGGCAUUAAACCCAAUAAUUAUACAUUCCCAUUUGUUAUCAAGGCCUGUGGGUGUCUUUCUGACCUUGGAUUUGGCAAACAGGUUCAUCGUGAUGUUGUGGCUUAUGGGUUUGAGUUGGAUUCCUUUACUGCGAGCUCACUUAUUGCUAUGUAUGGAAAAUGUGGGACCUUUGAACUUCCGCGAAAACUGUUUGAUAAAAUGCCUGAGAGAACUGUUAUUUGCUGGAAUGCAAUGAUUGGCGCUUGUUUUUCUAACCAACGUUAUGAUGAUGGAGAGAUUUUGUUUUGGAGGAUGUUGGAUGAGGGAUUCAGACCUGGUAGGGCUGCAAUUUUGAAUGUGAUGGGCUGUGUUCGUAGAGAAAUCGAUGCUGAUAAGAUUUGUAGAGUUGCGGUGGAUAAUGGAUUUGAUUUGGAUCAGCUUGUCCAAAAUGCAGCAAUGGGAAUGUAUUCCAAAUGUGGAAGAGUUGAUUUAGCAAGAGGUAUAUUUGAUGGGAUUUCUGAUAAGGAUAUAGUGACAUGGUCUAAUAUGAUUGAAGCAUAUUCACAAGCUGAUUUGCCUCUUCAAUCUCUUGCCCUGUUUAAACAUAUGAUGCUGCAAAAUAUUGUCCCUGAUUCUGUUACCCUUCUCAGUGUGAUCCGAGCUUGUACUAUUCUAGCAUCUUUACGGCGUGCACAUGCCGCUCAUAAUAUGGUUAUUGUAACUGGUGGGUUCUUCAACAAUCAAAUAACAGUGGAAACUGCUGCAAUUGAUCUUUAUGUGAAAUGUGGAAGCUUAACUUAUGCUAGAAAAGUUUUUGAUAGGAUGCAGGAAAGAAAUGUGAUCUCAUGGAGCACCAUCAUUUCAGGGUAUGGGAUGCAUGGUCAUGGAAGAGAAGCAUAUAACCUCUUUAAUGAAAUGAAAGCUUCUAUAAAACCGGAUCAUAUAGCAUUUGUAUCAAUAUUGUCAGCUUGCAGUCAUUCUGGAUUAAUUGCUGAAGGAUGGGAGUGUUUCAAAUCCAUGACUCCUGAAUUUGGGGUAAUUCCAAGAACCGAACACUAUGCAUGUAUGGUUGAUCUUUUAGGCAGAGCUGGUAAGCUAUCUGAAGCUCUUGAUUUUAUCAAUAGAAUGCCAAUAAGCCCAGAUACUGGCGUUUGGGGGUCUUUGCUGGGAGCUAGCAGGAUACAUUCGAAUGUAGAAAUGGCUGAGAUGGCGGCAGAGGCUUUAUUUAAAUUGGAUAAAUGGAAUGCUGGCAGAUAUGUGCUCUUGUCCAACAUAUAUUUAUCACGCGGCAAAACACAGGAUGCUGAUAGGAUCAGAGCUUUAAUGAAGAAUAGAGGAGCAAGAAAAAUUUCAGGCCACACAACUAUAGAGAUGAAAGACAAGGUUUACACAUUUGUGGCUGGGGAUAGGUCACACCCACAAACAGAUUUAAUUUACUCAGAGUUGGAAAGAGUAAUGGACAGGAUUCGACAAGAAGGGUACACUCCAGAUAUCAACUUUGUGUUGCAUGAUGUUGAGGAAGAGACGAAGGAGAAAAUGUUGUAUGCACAUAGUGAAAAGUUAGCUAUUGUUUUUGGGCUCCUGAAUUCAAAGCCAAAUAGUGUUAUUAGAAUAACGAAAAAUCUUAGAAUUUGCGGGGAUUGCCACACUGCUACUAAGUUUAUUACCAAAGUCACAAGAAGAGAAAUUAUAGUGAGAGAUGCUCGCAGAUUCCACCAUUUCAAAGAUGGAACAUGCACAUGUGGAGAUUAUUGGUGAAUAAGUUUUAC
Molecule: messenger RNA, 2232 nt
Organism: Mercurialis annua (annual mercury)
Lineage: Eukaryota; Viridiplantae; Streptophyta; Magnoliopsida; Malpighiales; Euphorbiaceae
Product: pentatricopeptide repeat-containing protein At3g26782, mitochondrial-like
Exons: 1
Coding region: 113-2221 (702 amino acids)
Biological process (GO): RNA modification
Molecular function (GO): RNA binding; zinc ion binding; protein binding
Source: RefSeq, a predicted model, not a curated record